Messenger RNA from Cryptotermes secundus, 6763 nucleotides. RefSeq names its product WASH complex subunit 5 (gene Strump). The record is from RefSeq and is a predicted model, not a curated record. Bases 244 to 3747 code for a protein of 1167 amino acids. Gene Ontology annotation, biological process: endosome organization; regulation of actin nucleation; actin filament polymerization. Gene Ontology annotation, cellular component: endosome; WASH complex. The transcript is spliced from 21 exons. Lineage: Eukaryota; Metazoa; Arthropoda; Insecta; Blattodea; Kalotermitidae.
ACUAGAACAGAGAACAGAGAGGGCAGAGCAGGGCAGAUAGUAUUCAGAAGCCAGAAGAGUCCGAGGGAUUUUCGGUAGUUUGAGGCGUUUGGGGGUGUUGGGGAUGAUAGAAGAUCUGUGAACGUCUGGUGGAAAUAUGUUUUUGAAACGUUUAGGUGUUUGUUAGCUGUUAAGUAUGGUUAGAAUACAAUGGUACAAUUACAAAGUGCUUAAGACUUGUUAAAGUUACAACAUUACAACAGUAUGGCUGAAUUUCUUGCUGACAAUAAUCCAUGUGGACAGACUAUCCUUCGUCUUGUCUCAAGAGGAAAUGCCAUUAUUGCUGAACUUCUCCGUCUUAAGGAUUACAUUCCACCGGUUUUCAGACUAGAAACAAAGCAAGACCAGGCGAAGUACGCAGAAAUCAUCUCAGACUUUAGCUACUUCAAAAUGUCUGAUGAGUAUGAUCAGAAGAUUGACAGUAACCCUCAACUACAAGACUUGGAUGAAGAAUUCAGAGAAAACUACACUGAUAUUCUCACACGUUUCUACCUUGUGUUUGAGAGUUUGCACAAGUAUAUUAUGGACUUGAGUCAUUUUCUGGAUGAUUUAGAGGAAGGCUUGUUUAUCCAGCAGACCUUGGAGAGUGUGCUUCUCAAUGAGGAAGGCAAGCAACUGUUGUGUGAGGCACUCUAUUUGUAUGGAGUGAUGCUUCUUGUAGUUGACCUGCACAUUGAAGGUGUGAUAAGAGAACGAAUGCUUGUGUCAUACUACCGCUACAGUGCACAGCGAUCCACUGCAGAAAGCAAUAUUGAUGAUGUCUGCAAGUUGCUUCGCUCAACUGGAUUUACUAACACAUCAGCUUCAAAGAGGGCAUCCAACUACCCUGAGGAAUAUUUCAAGCGUAUUCCUGUGAAUCCUCUCUAUGUAAACAUGGUGCUCGGGCGACUUAGGUCAGAUGAUGUAUAUAAUCAGAUUUCAGCCUAUCCUUUCCCUGAACAUCGCAGCACUGCACUGGCAACCCAGGCAGCCAUGCUGUAUGUUUGUCUCUUCUUUGCACCAUCUAUUCUGCACACACAUACUGCCAAGAUGCGAGAAAUUGUUGAUAAAUACUUCCCUGACAACUGGGUUAUAAGCAUCUACAUGGGAAUCACAGUGAAUUUGAUUGACUCUUGGGAGCCAUAUAAAGCGGCUCGUACAGCUUUGAGUAACACUCUUGACUCGUCCAAUGUGAGGGACAUUUCUUCCCGCUAUGCCAGCAGAAUGCAGAAACUAAUACCGCAUACUCAGCAGCUGUUGAAAGAAGGAGCAUUGAUUGAAGAGAAUGUCUUAGAUCAUGUUAGCAAGGUGACGAACGUGGUUCGCGAGUGUAACGUUACUCUGCGUUGGCUCAUGCUGCAUGCAUCCAUGCCUGGUCCUGCUUGGGAAGGGAACAAACGAUGCAAGCAGAUUCGAGACCAAGUGAUUGCUGAUGCGAAGUACAGUCCUCUGCAAGUGUUUGAACUGUUGCUGAAUACAGCACAAUUUGAACUCAAGAUUAGGGAUAUGUUCAAAUGUCUGCUGAUAGAGAAACAGAACAAGUGGGAAAAAUACAAAAAAGAAGGUGUAGAGCGCAUGAUGGAGCUCUCUGAGGUGUUUUCAGGAAUAAAACCCCUCACCAGAGUUGAAAAGAAUGAAAAUCUUCAGUCAUGGUUUGGAGCAAUGGGGAAGCAAAUUGACUCUUUGAAGCAUGAAGAUGCAACAGUAUCAGGCAGAAAGAUAGUUCAGCUUAUUCAGGCUCUUCAGGAAGUUCAAGAGUUCCACCAGCUAGAAAGUAUUCUACAAGUGCGCCAGUUCCUGGCAGAUACAAGAAACUACCUGCAUCAGAUGAUUCGUACCAUUAACAUCAAAGAAGAUGUCCUCAUCACAUUGCAGAUAGUUGGAGAUCUCAGCUAUGCUUGGGAAAUUGUUGAUUCCUACACCAAUAUCAUGCAGGAAGGAAUCAAGAAAAAUCCUUCAUUGGUCAUCAAACUUCGUGCAACAUUUCUAAAAUUAUCUUCAGCACUAGAAAUUCCUCUGUUACGUAUCAACCAAGCACACAGUCCUGAUCUGGUAUCAGUGUCACAGUAUUAUUCUGGUGAACUGGUUGGAUAUGUUCGCAAAGUACUGCAUAUUAUCCCAGAAACAAUGUUUGGAUUGCUGGCUCGAAUAGUUUCCCUUCAGACAUCAGUCAUCAAAGAGCUGCCUACUCGACUUGAUAAAGAUCGCCUCAGGGAGUAUGCACAGCUUGAAGAUCGACAUGAGGUUGCUAAGUUGACCCAUUCUGUUUCCAUUUUCACUGAAGGCAUCUUGAUGAUGAAGAGUACCUUGGUGGGAAUUAUUAGAGUGGAUCCAAAGCAGCUUCUAGAGGAUGGGAUUCGUAAGGAGCUGGUAAAGCACAUUGCAACUGCCCUUGAUAAUGGACUUACCUUCAACCCAAAGGCCAAGACAAGUGAACUGGUGGGAAAGUUGGAAACUUUGGGGAAAAUAAUGGAUGGACACCGUCGCUCUUUUGAGUACAUCCAGGAUUAUGUAAAUAUUUAUGGGUUGAAGAUUUGGCAAGAAGAGGUGUCACGCAUUAUUAGUUACAAUGUGGAGCAGGAGUGCAACAGUUUCUUGCGUAACAAGGUUCAGGAUUGGCAGAGUGUUCAUCAGAGUAAAACGAUACCUAUCCCAAAAUUUCCUCCCACGGAUAGUACAUCUGUUAAUUUCAUUGGACGCCUGGCCAGGGAAUUAAUACGAAUCACUGAUCCCAAGACAACAAUCUAUAUUGAACACAUGACAGCCUGGUAUGAUGUUAAAACACAUAAUGAGGUUAUAAAUAUGAAAUUCUUCUCCAAAAUUACCAAUUCAGUGGGAACAGCAGGUUUAACUGGACUUGAUCGUCUUUUUUCCUUCAUGAUUGUCACAGAAUUGCAGAAUUAUCUGAAUGCCUUGCAGAAAGGAGUUUUGAAGGACAAAGCUUGGCUUGAGAUGCUUGCAGUUGUUUCCAAAGGACUCUCUCCCUCUUCUGCUAUCAUCAGUAAUCCUGGACGAUUUUACUCACAACAUACAUCACGUGCACAGAGAGUUUGGCCUCAGAUUUUGGAUCGGGUAUUGAAAGUUGGACAGAUGCAGUUGCUGAGGAAACAUAUAGCAUAUGAACUCAACAUUUCUUGCAAAUUUGACUCAAAACACCUGGCAUCAGCUCUGCAGGUUAUGAAUGAUGCACUAUUGGCUGAGAUUGAAGCCCAUUACAAGGAACCAUCAAAACCAUACCCAAAGGAGUCAAACCCUCUUCUGUAUGAACUCUCAACAUACCUUGACUGGGCUGGCAUUAGUAACCCUUACAUGAAGAUCUAUGUAACCACCAAGAAUCUGGAGUACUUUUCAGUACUGUCAUUUCUCUUUGUGGUGUCUCAGCUGCCCAAACUCACCUAUGCUAAAACUGUAGGAAGUCUGAUCAGCCGUCGGGUACAAGAUCAAAUUGAUGGAGUCCCAUUUAUUGUUGGUGUACAGACAUUACUACGACAGUUCCAUCCAGAAAUACGUAACCAGUUCAUGUUAUACCUUGGUCAGUAUGUCAAGUCAUACAUGGAGACUGCUAUAAGCAGUGGCACUGGAAAAGCUACGGAGCUUCCAAAUGAAGUGAUGACAACCCUGUACUUUCUGGAAAGUUUUGCACACUACUCAGGAAUCACUCGUAAGACACUUGCUGUCCACAUUCCUGAACCUAUCUUGGACCAGUACCAAAUAUUAUCAACGUCUUGAAUGAUGGAGUCUUCAAGCAGCUGUAGUGUAAUGUAGGCAUCACAACCAGUGGGAAGUGAUUGAUCCAUGCAGAUGUGCAGGCCAUAGUCAGUGUAGUCUUUUAUCUCAGGUGAACAGAGGGUUAGUCAAAUUAAUUUGUACACUGAAAGUAGCAAAACCAAGUGGAAUAUGUAUGGUGAUAGUAGCUACAAAUACCGCUACUGCAUAUUUGUUACAUUCCAGUUAAUACAUUUACAAUUGUAAGGCAGUUUUCCUGCUACUCUGCAUCAUACUAGCCUGUAUGAUUGCAUGAAACUUUUAUUUGCACUAUGCCAAAUCUGAAAGCUUAAUAUUGUCGCAUAGUAAGUGUUACUAGAGAUGAGGUUUGAAUUAUGUAAGAUUUGAGGUUUUCACGGCGGUGACACCACAUAUACACGGUGCCAAAUCCCAGAAGACUGCUUUCUUCGAGAUUUGAAUUGUUAAUUGGAACUAUUAGACACACUCAUAACUACAAAUAACUAUGACGGUCUCACUGAGUCACACACUCCAAAGAUUGCUAUAACUACAGCAUACACAAAGUCUUCUGAGUCUUCACUAGGUGUUGCUUGGUAGUGGCUUCCAACACUGGACUUUCGCCUUCCACUGGGUUCCCAAACUGUCCCUGUCCUCAGCUACCAGCUUCUCACUUCUCACAAUUGUAACUCUCAACUAACUCAACCAACAACUGAACUACUAGUCCUUUUUUAUAUAGCCCUGGCAACAGACCACACAGCAAAUGUCUCUUCCCUUAUUGUGUAGUUUCUCUUUGCAGGAAAACAGUAUAUCCACAGAACUGCUCCUUAGCAAUGGCUGUUGCACUGUUGCCUGUUUACACAGCUGACACAUGGUAAUGGGUCUACAUGUCACAUUUUUCCUUCCUUAAGGCUGUUCGUCCUUAGUAGCCUAGGGCAUAAUGCCACUCUUUUUUUUUCCCAGUCAAUGCAGGCAAAACUUCCAAGAGUGGCCACAGCUGUCACAUCUCUCGCACUUUAGCUGUAGUAGUCUAUUCUUUCACUUGGGUGGUGGCCGGCUCCUCCACAAUGUCUUGACACUCGUUUUUCAAAUCCUGAUGGAAGACUCUGUUGCUAGCUUGAAGACCUCAAGCACUGUGGUUUUUUCUUGGCCUUGUUGACAUUUCCCUUUCUUCCCAGACACGGCUACUGUUUUUAGGCCUUGGUCCCUUAUGUCAUCAUUGCAUUCUGGCUGUGUCCAUGAUCUCUUCCCGAACAUCUGUCCUUUAGGAGCUCCCCAUACACCAUUAUCCCUAAAGCACCUUUUCCAUGGGUUCCAGUAUUCCAUGGCUGAUUGCUGGUCCCCAGAUCAGUCCUCUAGUACUCCACUAAUCUCCACUGUGGCCCGUUCACUAGGGACUUCAUGAUACUCUGCUGCAGCCGCCAUUUCUUCUGGAUUUGCCUCCAAAUCCGUGGCCUUCACUCCUAGGGCACUCUUAAUUAUGGCUUCAGUUUCUUCCUGGCCUCUGUCAUUCCUAGACAGGCCUCCGUUGUUUCUCGGCAGUCCUGUGUUCCUUUGAGCAAGAUAUCCAGUCGAUAGCACCUAUUCAGGUUUUCGUUUCUGCAUGACUGGUUCACGUAUUUUCUCAAAGGACCUCAAACUUCUCGCUAUUAACCACUAUCUUGUCUUUCAUCUUGGUCAGCUUUCAUCUCCUUUAGAUUGGCUUCUGUCUUGGAUUAGUUGGUUCUUAUUUCAGCCUUCUUUUUGGCCGGUAGGUAUGCCAUCGUUUGUUCCAUCUCCAUUGUAUGGUGGUAUAACAAUCCAGUAUUGCCUGUUGUAAGGCCACUACUUCUACAGGACAACACAAAUGCAGACAGACGUCCAUUCAAAACCACGACGCCAGUGCUUGAGUAGGUGUAGACAAUUCAUGCUUUAGACCGUGCAGUCAUUGUGGUCGGCAGAAACGGAUCUAGUUUCUGAAACAUGUACCCCAGACAAUAUGCAGUGUCCAACAAAAUGUGCAUAAUAUAUUGAGUAUUAUGUUGAAAGACUACAAAUUCAGAAUGUACUGCUGCAAAUUGUUCAGCUCAUGUUUGUCUGCACCAUGAAUCCUUGUCAGUAUGUGUUAGCUUGUGUGUUGCAGUUGACUGUUUAAGAAUCAUGCAUUUACAAUGUAUGCUUGGUUGGCCCAGCUAGUGGAGGGAAGAAUGAAAAAUGCACAUACUUUUUUUUUUCAGUUCACACAUUUGUUGCACCCAAAUCUCCUAAUUCUAAUGGCUGUGAACAUAAUGUUUGUAAUCUAGGUAUAGUAGUAGCACAUUCUGGUGUUAAAGGGAGAAUGAGAUUAAUUUGGUCUCUUCCUCCUGUUAGAACUUGUUAUAUCCCCAGCAGGAGGAGAUUGUGAAGGACAUCACAAGACAGGGGAGGUGCAAGAAACAUGCAAGCUUGGUGUACAGUUAUCUCUUUAUAUGAUAGUACUUAGUUAUGUAAUCCUUCAGGAAAUUAAAAACGUAAUAAUAAAUGGAAAUGAAUAUGCCUGCAUAAUUAGCAAACUAAAUAAUUCAUAUACAUAUAAUAGGGAGUAUAAUAUACACUAUGUGAAAUUCAGGAACUUCUGUCACAUACAGUGAAGUCUGCUCAGACAGUCAGCCAUGUGAAUAUCGAGUUAGUGCCUGAUAUCUCAGAGACUGUCUCUGUCUGCAUUAUCAGAGGUUUAUGUGAUGAGUGUUAUAUUUGCAUGCUUUGUUUGUAAGCAAAGUAAGCUAUUGGUUGUCUCAACAAAUACCACAGAGGAAACAGUGGGCAGAGGCAAUGGUGCCCUAUCCCAGCAUUGGCCAUACAGGGAACAGAAUGUGAAUAUGACACUCAUCACAUCCGCCCCCAAUGAUGGAGACAGAGACAGGCUCUCAAACAUCAGACACUAUCUCCACAAUGACAUGGCUGAUUUCCAGAGAAUAUUUAGUUAUAUACCAUCACUGAAAGCAUCAAAUCAUAUGAUAAAUGAUAUGAACUCCAUCCCAAGUGCAAACAAUAUAUUAUAUGUCCU